This is a messenger RNA of Fusarium oxysporum Fo47, 1557 nucleotides long. RefSeq names its product transcription factor domain-containing protein. NCBI's taxonomy places the organism in Eukaryota, Fungi, Ascomycota, Sordariomycetes, Hypocreales, Nectriaceae. Gene Ontology annotation, biological process: positive regulation of transcription by RNA polymerase II. The transcript has a single exon. Gene Ontology annotation, cellular component: nucleus. The record is from RefSeq and is a predicted model, not a curated record. Gene Ontology annotation, molecular function: DNA-binding transcription factor activity, RNA polymerase II-specific; transcription cis-regulatory region binding; zinc ion binding. The annotation marks the transcript as partial.
AUUCAAGCUGAAGAAUUGUCCGUCAAGCUCUGCAAUACUGUAGAAUACCCACAACGCAAUAUGAGUGUCGCGACCAAACGCCCCUUCAAAGUGAGAUUUGCCAACGGUUCCAAGUAUCAAAAGGCGAUUGAAGCCCAUGAGCAUGAACCGUCUGCUUGCCAAAUAUCCUUCCCCUCCCAUUCCACGUCCCGUUGCGAGGAAAGCUCCAAGCCUCAACGCACAAAGAGUCGUCUGGGUUGUUUAGAAUGCCGAAUCCGACGCGUCAAGUGCGAUGAGACCUUUCCAGUAUGCCUACGCUGCCAACGUCGCGGCUCCGUCUGCAUGGCUAGCAACCGCCCAGCUCGGUGGCGAAUUGAGAUGCCUUGGCUGUCCAAUAUGGCGCUCCUCAACUCCUGGCCCGCCGAUAACCCUCCAAAUAAGAGGCUCGUUCAAUACUGGAUUGAGCAGGUCAGUCAAGGCCUCUGCAUCGACAAGAAUCACAACCCCUUAGCGCUACCUCUCUUACCAUAUAUGGUAGCUAGCCCUUCACUACUCCACGCGAUACAGAGCAUCAGUGCUGGCCAUGAGGUCUUCUUUAAUGACCGAGCUCUUACUCUCUGCCUACAAGAACGUGGUCAUUCUAUGAGACUAGUUCGCGAGGAGCUGCAGGUCCAGGAUUCCGAAACCAUCUCUAUUACUUCUAUACUCACCGUCUUUCUACUCGGAGUAUCCUCUUCCUGGAUCGAGUCACGCCCUGAAUCAUGGGGUAAAGAGCACCUGGAUGGGGCCCGUGCUCUUAUAAAGGUUAUUCUGGCUGGCCCAAGAAAUAUGGCUGGUUCAAGGAAUGAGGCAGACCCUCUAAUCCAGCUCCUGUAUGGUUGGUUUCUCUAUUGGGAUAUGACGUGCUCGAUUCUCGAUGACCCCGACAAUGUUCUAAAUCAAGGGAUACCAAAGUUGGGACAGGACCCUGAUUGCUUUCAUCCUAUGAUAGGCUUCUCCUCGGAGCUUUAUUCAAAGGUUGCUGAUGUUGGUCGUCACUGUAGACGGCUUUACGAUCGUGGCCAUGCAGACCCAGACUUUGACGACGGAGAAGCCGAAAGACAACUUUUAGCAUGGUUGCCAACCCGUGGCGAUAAGUAUAUCCGCGACUUGAGUUGCGCUUACCGAAAUCAUGGCCUGUUGAUGCUGUAUGAGGCACGCCAUCUCGUCGAGAGUUCUGACACGUUCUCAUCUUUCGAUAAACGAGAUGGUCAUGAUCAAAACGACAAUGAGCCCGGUUCUGCAUCAAAUAUCAGAUCUCUUGCUUUACAGACCAUAGAAAGCAUGCUCGAAACUCCCCUCACCGAGCCCUGCGUCAACUACCAGUCCCUACCUCUGCUUAGCGCUGCAGCUGAGCUUACAUCUGCAGACACUGACUUGAGGAAUAAAGUUAUAUCGCGAUACAAGGCGCUCUAUUCAUUAGCCCGCUUUCCAAUCUAUAUGCGGUCUGUCCAGCUAUUAGAAGAGCUUUGGCCUCUGCGAGACUGCGGCUUGGGGGUAUCAUGGUUAGAUCUGAGUUUGACAAAAGGUUGGAAGUUA